AUGGCCGACUCCUGGAAAGAUGGCAUUCUCCUCAAGAUCGUCAACAUCCUCGUCUACUUCCUCUUCCUCGGCUCAAAUAUCUACACCGUAGCGUCCCCAGGAAACAUCUACUACUACGGAAAGGAGACCUACAUCACUCCCGCCCCUUGGGCGUUCCUCAUCUGGACACUCAUCCACAUCCUUCUCCUCGGCACCAUCAUCUACCAGUUCUUCCCCAACGGAAAGAGGACCAUCAUCGACGGCAUUUCCUGGCGCUUCCCACUCCUUGGCAUCCUCAAUGCCAUCUAUGUCAACCUCUGGGCAACCCACCAUUAUGUCAUCGCUUUCAUUUUCGCGCUCUUCGUGAGCUCCGCCGUCACUCACAUCUACUACAUCGUCAAGAAGUACCAUGCCUCCGAAUCGUACGGCGACGAGCUCUUCAUCCACCUCCCGUUCUCUCUCUACCACGGAUGGACCACCGUCCUCGUCGUCAUCACCGCCUUUGACGCUUUCGGUGUGAACGCACUCACCCACCGCGCAGGUGUCUGGACCAAGGUCUUUGUGUUCCUUGCCCUCUUCUUCCUCGAGGGCACCGCAGCGACAUACUCAUUCUCCACGCCAGAGGGUGACCUACCUGCAUCCAUUGCCAUUGCCUGGUCCCUUUGGGCUAUCUAUGCCCACCAGACCUCCUCCGGCUUCGUUCAUUGGACCUCGCUUGUCUUUGCCAUCCUUGCCCUUGUCUGGGUCGUGAAGGGAGCGUACGGUCUUGUUCUCCGUCGCAGUGGUAGGAUUGCCCUCAGUGACGAGGAGCGAGCCCCUCUCGUUGGGUAA
Molecule: messenger RNA, 810 nt
Organism: Cyclocybe aegerita
Lineage: Eukaryota; Fungi; Basidiomycota; Agaricomycetes; Agaricales; Hemipholiotaceae
Source: the annotation of a GenBank genome assembly